Molecule: messenger RNA, 875 nt
Organism: Esox lucius (northern pike)
Lineage: Eukaryota; Metazoa; Chordata; Actinopteri; Esociformes; Esocidae
Product: chemokine-like receptor 1
Biological process (GO): inflammatory response; phospholipase C-activating G protein-coupled receptor signaling pathway; regulation of calcium-mediated signaling
Cellular component (GO): plasma membrane
Molecular function (GO): G protein-coupled receptor activity; complement receptor activity
Source: RefSeq, a predicted model, not a curated record
AACCUGCAGACACACAAGGGAGCAAACCAACUAUCCACUGGCCCAUGCAGGGAGCAAACCGACUAUCCACUGGCCCAUAGAGGGAGCAAAUGAAAUAUCCACUGGCAAUAUGGGAUUAAAAGUCAAAUACCUGAAACACAAUGGAGGAUUCUAUAACUAUUUACGGUUAUGAUGAAUAUGGGGAUUAUAACAACUACACAUAUGACAAUGUCACUGGUAAUGGAGAGGUUGCUGCUUUCAAGACCCACACAACAUGCUUCACUGAGGUUUCCUGUGUCUUCUACCUGGUGGUCAAAGUGCUCAUCUUCCUGCUUGGAGUACUUGGGAAUGGCCUGGUCAUCUGGAUCGCUGGUCUCAAGAUGAAGGGGACGGUCAGUACCACUUGGUGCCUCAAGCUGGCCGUGUCAAACUUCAUAUUGUGUCUCUUUUUACCGUUUAACAUCAUCUACAUGGUUACAAAAGACUGGACCUUUGGGCUGUUCUUGUGUAAGUUCAACUACUUUGUGACGUUUAUCAACAUGUUCAGCAGCAUCUUCAUCCUGGCCAUCAUCAGUGUGGACCGGUGUUGGGCGUUUGCGGUGUGGGCUCAGAAUAACCGCACCAAGGGCAAGGUGUCUGUAGCCUGGGUUUCCUCUGCUGCCCUGAGCCUCCCCUCUGCAGUGUUUAGAGACGUCAAAACUCAUUUAGGGAGGAGUUUGUGUUAAAAUAACUACUCAGGUCAACACUGGCUGUUCAUUGGUGGCUUCGCAACGGCCUUCCUCGUCAUCUUCUUCUGUUACUCCGCUAGCAACGAGCGACUGAGGACCAGCCAAAUGAUGAGGAAGUCCUCCAAGCCCCUCAGGGUGAUGACUGCCCUAAUUUUCAGCAAUGCUUAA